AUGAUUCUGAGAGAAUACAACCGAAACAAACCGCCCGCGGCCGGUGCGGGAGGUCUCGUGACCAACCCUGGCGCCGGCGAUGAUCUCGAUCACAUUCCUGUUUUGAAGCCGGGUCAGGUUGAGCAUCAAGGGUUCAUGGGCAACAAGAACGACAUGAGCAGUGUCAACAAUGACAUGAACCGUUACAGUCACCAUGGCAGCCACAAUUCACCUACCUACGCGGACUUUGAAAAUACCGCGCGCAAUUUCACCCACUCUGAAGACUCCUUUCCAGAGUACCAUCUACCUCGACAGACCUACCCGGUGGAGGAGUUGGGCAUCCCUUUGGCAGACGACGGCAGUGAUGAUGAGUACAGACACUCCGGUUAUGUCUCAAGAACCGGUUAUGACGACCACAAAUCGACCCUCCCCCCAUCUGGCUAUGAUCAUGGUCAUGGAGGACAUAUCAUUCAUCCUAGAGAAACUCCACGUGAUACAUACACUAGCGACUACAACAGAGACUACAACAGAGACUACAACAGAGAUUUCGACCCCGUGACUUACGACGACCACGUGACAUAUGACGACCACGUGACCAGACAUGUCCCCGUGGACAUUGUACCGGUGGCUCAUUCCUAUGAGCAAAUGGACAGGAGCAUGGAGAGAACUAUGGAGAACAGGGGCAUGUCGAGAUCGCCUGCUGCCAGCCACAUGAUGUCUCAAUCACCCGGCCUCGAUCACAUGUCCCGGUCUCCUAACCCAAUGAACAUGUCUAGAUCCCCUGGUCACGUGAGCAUGGGCAGAUCUCCUGGGGCUGGUUACAUGGCUCAUAUGGACAGAUCGACAUCUCCUAACCCUGUCAUGCCUCGGUCUCCGGUUCCGGCUGACUAUCGAUCUGUUUCUCCUCACCUUGGUUACGAAACCAGAUCAAUGUCUCCUAACCCUGGCUAUGAUAUUACGUCUGGGUCUGGAUUUGCAUCUGAAUAUCGGUCUCAAUCCCCCAUCCCCGAUUACGUCAGUCCCUCGAGAUCGCGUGUUCCUCACGUGAUGAGGGCACCUGCCCCCCCCAUCAACACCUCCUUCGACUUGUCUUCUGACGACGAGUACUCUCCUAUUCAAUCUUCGUCCCCCAGUUUCAGACCUCCGUUGUCUCCUCAGUUGGCUCUAUCUUCUGACGACGAGGAGAUGAUGACGAUUGGAGAGAUCAAGUCUGCCAUGGCUAGAGAGGAGGCUGCACUACCGACUGUUGGAGAACUGAGAAGCAACCAUUCCAGCAGAUCUGGUACGCCAACUCACAGUGCUCACAGUGGUUCUCAAAAUGGUUCUGUCUCCAGCACUUCCUACAACGGUCCUGUAUCUGACUUUAGAACCAGAGGAAGUGUCAGUUCGGUGAGCACCACCUCCUCCAGUCGAAGCUCCACUCCAGUUUCAGCUUCCACUCCUACCUCUCGAGCUAACCGAACCUGGGCCAACACUUCUAGAUUUAGUCUGGCCGAGAGAAGAGACUCUAUGAGACAGGAGCGCCCCAGUUCCAGAAUGUCUGAGAAAAGCCACGAUGAGAGUGUCUACAGCAGUUCUAGAGACUUGAACUCCUCCAGUUUCUCCUUUAAAGAUCGACUAAACACUUCCAACGGGCUCAGCUCGUCCACCUCCUCAAUUUCCACCUUUGGCUACGACUCCGUGGGCUCCAAUGUGUCACGUGGCUCGUUCAGAUACGACAUGUGUGCUGCUCGACCCGGGUCACGUGUCAGUUGUUACGAUGAGGAUUUUGGCAAUGUCACAGUGGAGACUGUGAGAGAAGAGAGCGAGAGGUCGUUCCAGGAGGGUGACAUGUCACACGAUCAGAUCCGUGAUUUAAGGAUGACGGCUUUCCCCCACUCACGUGAUUACACACGUGACCCGUCCCGACCGGACGUGCUCGACGACCCCAGCAUCAACCUCCCCACAGGAGACCCCCACAAGUUGCGUGACCCCCAGAGCCCCACCCACGACUCGACUCACGUGAAGAGUCUGCCUCAUCACGUGACCCCAUGCGCGCCUCCGCAGCCCUCAUACAUGUCUCAGUCCGUGUCUAGCACCCGGCCUAGAUGCAUUGUGUGCGAUGAUCACGUGGCCAUGAACGAGCGAAUCGUGCAGACCGAAUCCUUGUCGGGCUCACGUGACAUUUACCAUUUGCGGUGUUUCCGGUGUUGUAUCUGUGACUCUUCUCUUGAGCAUAUGGAGCAUUACAUUGAUCCUCAUUCAGACAUGUUAUUUUGUCACGUGGACUAUCACGAGACUUUUAGUCCCAAGUGUGCUCAAUGCAGUUCGUGUAUUGAGGGCGAUUAUGUGCAGGCUAUGGGAAAAACGUAUCACGUGGACCAUUUCUUUUGUGCUCAGUGUGGUAAGCCGUUUCAGGAGGGCCAGCAGCAUCAUAUCAUUGAGGGCCAUGCCUAUUGCAGUCCAUGCUAUGAUGUGAAGACGGCCGAAAAGUGUUGGCGAUGCAGUCACGUGUUUAAUGUCAAUGAUCCGAUAAUUGAGGUUUUGGAUCGUCUUUGGUGUGAGGCCUGUUACUCGUGUGAGGAGUGUGGAGUUGGUUUGAAGGAGGAGUUUACAUUGACCAAUGAGGGUGUUGUUUUAUGUGAAAAGUGCCAGGUGAAGAAGGUGAAGCGGUAUGCCUGGCAGUGA
Molecule: messenger RNA, 2646 nt
Organism: Yarrowia lipolytica CLIB122
Lineage: Eukaryota; Fungi; Ascomycota; Dipodascomycetes; Dipodascales
Source: RefSeq, a predicted model, not a curated record